Molecule: messenger RNA, 1785 nt
Organism: Babesia microti strain RI
Lineage: Eukaryota; Apicomplexa; Aconoidasida; Piroplasmida; Babesiidae
Exons: 1
Coding region: 1-1785 (594 amino acids)
Source: RefSeq, a predicted model, not a curated record
AUGCUCAUUAUCAUAUUUCUAGCAUAUGUAUCCUUCGUAACAUCAAAUAACUAUAUUGGUAUAUACCAAUCUCACAUUAUACACAAUGUAAAAAUAUCAUUUGCUGGUUUAGAUCCAUUUAGGUUACACUAUGAGAACAAUCGCACAAAAUUGUCUGAUUGGAAGCAGCAAUCUGAUGGAAUCUCACUCAUCAUAUCUCCUAGCACAUCUUCCUCAUCACACAUCAAGCUGUGGAGGCACAUGAUUAAGCUAUUUGACACCAUUCCAGCACAAAGCGUUGAUUACAACAUAGAACUGUCGGAAUGCCCUAAACCAUUGUACAUGAAUCAGUUAAACUUUUUUCAUCAAUGUAAAUCAGCUAAUACUAGUGCAAAUGAUGCUAGCGGAUCAAAAAAAGAUGACGAAUAUUUUUAUAGUUUAGAUGGCAUAAACUACAAGGAUAUCACAAAACAUGAAAUAACAGAUGAUGAUAGCAGAAAUCCCAUAACUUUUGGUUUCCAAAAAUCAUGUUUUCACGAUUAUACUAUUCAACCAUGGAUUUCUCAUUCGAAGUUUCAGAAUACUGAUCAUAUUCUUACAAAAUUUGAGGAUUUAAAUAUUUUCAAUAAAUUUUACAAACUAAUAUUGGUUCCUAAGUUAUUGGAGAUUAGGUAUAACUUUAACAAAAGAUUGAUCAAUUUAGCAGUCCAGGAAUUGGGAAAUAGUGUAAUCAUUACCGAGUUAUACUGGUUCAACAUACAAUACGACGGCACAAAAGUUACCAUUACAUUUCUAUCCAAAUUUAACACCCAAGAUACAGAGGCUUUGAAGCAAUUCAAGUUUGUGACCCAUGAUUUGGACAUUGUUUAUAACACUCAUAUAAGUGACAAGGGUGAGGGAUUUAUUCAUCAAUCAAUUACCGGUUCAGGGUCUCACAAACGGUUGAACAUCAAGCUUUCACAUACACACACUGGUAGAACACUGAAAAUUGUGCAUUAUUUGGACAAUUCUUUUUUUGUAGAUCCUGCUGAAGUUUUGGAUAUGACCAAUGAUUACCCAUUUAUACAUGAAAAUUGUAUCAGAAAUACUAGUAAACAAUUUGAUAACAUAAGAGUGAUUUCAGACAAUAUUGAGAAUAUGUUCAAUGAUUCCUCUGUUCAAAAAAUUGAAGUAACAAUUUGUCCACAAAAUAACAAUAUCGAAUAUUCGUUACCAAUACACGCCAGAUACAUGCCAAUUUGUAAACUUGGAAAAGAUUGCACUGGUUAUGAAUACUCGUUACUCACAGUGCCUAACGUAUAUUACUCUAGUAAUAUGAAUGAAGACAUUGUACUAUUUGACAAUAUUCAAUUGGCGCAAUUGCUAAAAUUUACAUAUGAGGUCUCAUUUAUAAAGUACAUGGCAAGUGGAAAAAUGCAAUCUUUAACCCAACACUUUGUUAACACAUUUAUAAAAGAUAUUGAUGACAGUAUAUAUUGGGGUAAAAUUGUAAUGGGAAAAAAAGAUACCCUCAUCUUCAAGCGAUUGAGUGUAAAUUAUGCAUUGAGAACACCCCCAAAUGCGGUUGAAUUUGAGGAGGAUAAUGGUAACAUUUACAGCGUAUCCACUCUAACGCGCGGUACAGAAAGCUAUUAUUUAUUAAUUACAUUAAUUACAAUUUUAACCUCACUCACCUUGACCACUUUUACUAUUGCCUUGUUAAUUAUAGGCAGUACUAGCUCCACAAGUUUCAUGUACAAGAUAACAGUCAAAAUGUUAUAUUUUAUUAAACAAAAUUCUUGGAACAUUAAAAUUCAUUCAGAGUAA